AUGCAUGACUAUUUGAUGGCUGAAGAUUCUGAACUCUGGGACAUUAUUCUUGAUGGUCCUUUUGUCCCUACUAGGACGAAUACUGAAACUGAAAAGCUAGAAGUAAAGCCUACGAAAGAAUACACUGAAACUGAUAGAAAAGCCAUUGAAAAGGGGCUCAAGGUAAAGAAAAUUCUAAUAUGUGGUAUUGAACCAGAUGAAUACAAUUGUGUUUCGUCUCAUGAAACUGCCAAGGAAAUAUGGGAAGCUUUUCUAACGGCGCAUGAAGGAACCUCUCAAGUCAAACAGUCCAAAAUAGACAUGCUCACCACUGAGUAUGAACUAUUUAGGAUGAAGGAUGAUGAGUCAAUCCAAGAUACGAACACUCGUUUCACCUCCAUUAUCAAUGAGCUUCAUUCUCUUGGUGAGAUUAUUUCAAUUGUGCCUCAUCUACUUACUGUUUUUUGCUUGAGGGAACAGAUAAGGAACCUAGUCCUUUAUCUGUUUUUCAGUGGACUCUUAGUUUUCAUCAGCGUCACUAUAAUGUAA
Lycium barbarum (goji berry) is the source of this 528-nucleotide messenger RNA. RefSeq lists its product as uncharacterized. The record is from RefSeq and is a predicted model, not a curated record. The coding region runs from base 1 to 528 and encodes 175 amino acids. Lineage: Eukaryota; Viridiplantae; Streptophyta; Magnoliopsida; Solanales; Solanaceae. The transcript has a single exon.